Messenger RNA from Adineta ricciae, 1245 nucleotides. Lineage: Eukaryota; Metazoa; Rotifera; Eurotatoria; Adinetida; Adinetidae. The record is from the annotation of a GenBank genome assembly.
AUGAAACUACGUAACCUCGAAGCUGAUGAUAAAUUAAUUCAUGAUGAAGGAAUUGAAAAUCUUGAUGUCGAAGAGCUACAAGCUGCAUGUCGUGAUCGCGGUAUGCGUUCGUAUGGUGUAAGUGUUGAACGUUUACGUUCGCAACUCCAACAAUGGCUUGAUCUUCACCUGAAUAAACGUAUUCCGUCGACAAUUUUACUUGUAUCACGUGCGCUUUACUUACCGGAAAAUAUUCCUCAAGAAGACAUACUCAAAGCAGCUAUUCAAUCGUUACCUAAAGCUAUCGAUAGUGUGACGGCUGUGAAGAUCGCUGAAGUGAGUGGUGAACGUGUCGAUAACACCCAACGUAUCGAGGCAAUUAAACGUGAAGAUGAAGCUAUUCGAAAAGAAAAGGAAGAGAAAGACAAAGAUAAGAAAGUAUCGGAAGAAGAGCUCAAGAAGAAGAAACUUGCUGAACAAGUCGUAACACCAACUAUACCGGCGGAUAUUCGUAAGAGUGAGAUUCUUGUCGACAAAGCACCCGUACUUGCCGAUGCGAAGAAGAAAGACGAUCAACAUAUUGAUGUCGGACAAUUCGAAACUGCUCUUGAACAACUAGUUAGCCAAAAAGCACAGGAAGUUCACGCAACUGUGGAAGAAAUCAAAGAACUCAAAGAUGAUGUCAAAGAGUAUAAGGAAGAUGUGAAAGAAUUCGAAACAUUGGCAGCUAGUAAACACUUGAAACAUUUGAGCGAAACACGUUCUGCGAAGGCACUUUCCAAACGUAUUGAUAAACUCGUCGGCGAUCUUGAUCAAAUUGUCAACACCUUGGACAAGAAACAAGAUUCAUUGAAGAAGGAUAUCAAGUCGAAAGAAGAUAAAUUAAAGGAAGAGAUCGGUAUGAAAACGGAUCAAAUCCAAGAGCAUAAAGAUUUUCUAACCGAGAAAAAAGAAAUACUCGUUUCAACACAAGAAUUGGUCAAUACCAUUCGACAAAUUCAAAAAGUAUCCAACCAAAGCCUCGAUCCUCAAGUGUGGGAUAUAAUCAAUCAAUUCGAUCAUAACAAAGACGGUUUUAUUGAAGUUGAUGAAAUCUUAAAAGCACUCGAAAUCAUUGAAAAUGAGAAAGUGCAGAUUUCGAAGAAACAUUUGAAAGAAAUCAUCGAUCUUGUUCGUAAGGAACACAUGAUUGAAGAAAAGGAAAAGAAAGAAGAAAUGGAAGCGAAAACAAAGCAAGAUACAUCAACGCCUGCUAAGAACGUUUAA